Molecule: messenger RNA, 1099 nt
Organism: Manduca sexta (tobacco hornworm)
Lineage: Eukaryota; Metazoa; Arthropoda; Insecta; Lepidoptera; Sphingidae
Product: leucine-rich repeat extensin-like protein 3
Exons: 2
Coding region: 61-945 (294 amino acids)
Source: RefSeq, a predicted model, not a curated record
AAUAUUGCAUAUACUGGGGCAAUAUGUCCGUAUAAAAUAGACUUGUAUAGUGUUACCUUUAUGCAUUUGAUCACCAUGAAGGUGGUUGUGAAUAUACCGAUUGUACUGGCUCUCUUGACACAAUUCACAAAUGGCCAGUACUACGGAGUAUCCCCGUACGGCUACUUGGCGCCACAAGGCUGUUCAUGCUGCUCCCCUCCCAUAGCGCUACCAGCGCCACCUCCAUCUCCGAUUUACGUCUCGUUACCUCCUCCAGCUCCGAUAUGCGUCACUCCUCCGCCUCUCCCGCCUAUGCUGAUCGAGCUGCCAUUACCACCAGCCAUAACGAUAACUCCGCCACCAUCCCCACCGCUUUUCGUGAAUCCGCCACCUCUGCCUCCGAUAACAGUAACCCCACCGCCGUCGCCGCCAAUCUGUGUAAAUCCGCCCCCGUUGCCGCCCAUGUGCGUGAAUCCGCCACCUCCGCCCCCGAUGUACGUGAACCCGCCGAUGCCGCCGCCGCUGGUCUUGGAUCUGCCACUACCGCCUCCGAUAGUGAUCGAGCUUCCUCCACCGCCGCCGAUCGUGGUGCAACCGCCUCCGCUGGGCCAGGUGUUGAUUCAGCCGCCGCCGCUGCCGCCGAUGCCGGUGCAGCCGCCACCGCCGCCGCCGCUUAUGGUGCAGCCGCCCAACCCGCCACCAAUCACCGUUCAGCCACCCCCGCCAGCUCCUAUUAGUAUCCAGCCGCCGUGUCCGCCCCCGCUGUGUGUCCAGCCACCGCCGCCUGCGCCCAUCACUGUCCAGCCGCCGCCGCUGUCUCCAUUGUGUGUCCAGCCUCCACCGCCUCCUCCGCUAAUGGUGCAGCCACCUCCCUUGGAGCCGUUCUGCGUGCAGCCGCCGCCACCAAACCCUAUCUGCUUCCAGUCGCCGCCUCCCCCGUGCGGCUGUUCACAGUUUUACUUGUGACAGUCAAUAUAGGCGACUAUUUAGUUAUUACAGUGCACUAUUUAAUCUUAUUUAUAUAAUGUAUUAGAUAAGCUGAAUAAUUAUAAUGUAUUUAAAUUAGCUCUACCAAUUACAUGUGCUAGAAGUAAUAUAAUAAACAUUUUAAAAAUGAUAA